ACAUCAAAUACUGCGAGUAAAAAACUUUCAUUUCCCACACGCGAACUAGUUUGCCGCGUUCAAUCACAUCAGUCCCAGUAGCACCUGUACACCUGGACCACGGUGGCAGAGAUACACGACACAACACGACAGAAACGUCAAGUCUCUGCAAUGGAAAACACAAACCUAGUGAAGAAGGAGUUUAUAAGUGUAUGGGUACGAGAUCCUCAGGUACACAAGGAGGAUUUCUGGCAUGCGUACAUCACCUAUGAGAUCUGUCUUCAUACCAAUAGUAUGUGUUUCCGGAAGAAGACCUCUUGUGUGAGGAGGAGGUAUAGUGAGUUUGUUUGGCUGCGUCAAAAACUACAGAACAAUGCUCUGCUUAUAGAGUUACCUAAACUCCCUCGUGGGAAUCCUUUCUUCAAUCUCAAUAGUGAUUUCCAGAUCACUCAACGGAUGCGGGGGCUGCAACAUUUCCUUGAGGCAGUUCUACAGACACCAUUACUGCUGUCAGACAGUCUGCUGCACCUGUUCUUGCAGUCACCGCUGAGCAUUGCAAAAAUGGACGCGUGUGCACAGGGACAGACUCAUUACACGGUUGCACAGGCAAUACAGCGGUGUGUCGGGUAUACCCGUUUCCCUGUAGAGGAACAGCAUCAAGAAGAAGACAGCAAAACAUGCUGUGACUCAGACUGUGAAAGUACAACAUCCUCUGGCUUGGGCAAUAGUAUAGGAUGUGCCACAUCUGUGGAAGAAGACUCUUCAUAUAAUGAAAGUUUUUCCCAUGAAUUUCAAGCCACAACCCCUGAGGCAGAACUCUGUAGCAGCCUGUCUUCGUCUCCUAGCAACCAGUAACCCUUGAUGUGCAUUCUUUUAUAUGAACUCAAGAGCUGUAUACACACACAUACACACAUACUCUGUCAAAGAGAGUUGCUGCCCAGUUGCUGCUUAGAGCCUCCAGAGUUAUAUUUGGAUGGAUAUUGAGAGAAAAAAUGUCUUGAUUAUUGUUUUAUUACAUGUCAUGUUUGUGUCCAUAUUGUUUUGAUGUUUUUUUUUUUUAAAUAUAGAGAUAUCUUUAAAUUUUUGUGGUUAUCAUAUUAAACAAUUCUCCUUUACUAAAGGGCUGACUUGGAACGAAAAAAAGGUAUUGGAGAAAAUGUGAAUUGCAAGUUUUUCUUGACACUCAGGUGCACACUGGGUUUAAUGUGUACCUGACAAAGAAGCUUCUUAAAACGCUUCAGAAUUUUCAUCUGUACAUAUGUGCUUUUGUUUAAAAGAUUU
Molecule: messenger RNA, 1260 nt
Organism: Sinocyclocheilus rhinocerous
Lineage: Eukaryota; Metazoa; Chordata; Actinopteri; Cypriniformes; Cyprinidae
Product: sorting nexin-10A-like
Exons: 7
Coding region: 151-834 (227 amino acids)
Biological process (GO): vesicle organization; intracellular protein transport; cilium assembly
Cellular component (GO): endosome
Molecular function (GO): phosphatidylinositol phosphate binding
Source: RefSeq, a predicted model, not a curated record